Exophiala mesophila is the source of this 2140-nucleotide messenger RNA. RefSeq lists its product as uncharacterized. Gene Ontology annotation, cellular component: endoplasmic reticulum. The transcript is spliced from 2 exons. Gene Ontology annotation, biological process: sphingolipid catabolic process; carboxylic acid metabolic process. Bases 218 to 1942 code for a protein of 574 amino acids. Lineage: Eukaryota; Fungi; Ascomycota; Eurotiomycetes; Chaetothyriales; Herpotrichiellaceae. Gene Ontology annotation, molecular function: sphinganine-1-phosphate aldolase activity; pyridoxal phosphate binding. The record is from RefSeq and is a predicted model, not a curated record.
GAUUCCCUCACCUCACACCCUCUGUGACUCUUCUUGCAAACCCCUCGAUAUCGUCACAUCACCUCUUGAAAACUGCCCCAGUAGUACCAACUCAUCUGUUGGUCACAUCUGGAACUUGGAUCAGCUAGCAAAACAUCGGAUCCCAUGUCUCGCCGACUGUAGCCACAUUACUCCUCAUCAACUUCGUCUUCGCUUCCAUCGAAGUCUCCCAAUCAAUAUGGGCUCAUCACCACUCCCAGUCAGUUUGCAGAGCAAGUUCCAAAAGUCAAACACCAUUUCGCGAUUGAGGGACUUUAAAGGAAAUCUUGAUAUCCUUCGAAACGUCGUCUUCUUUUUCUUUCUCCUCGGCAUCCUACGCCGUUCAUUUUAUUUCGUUCGCGGUUACGGCAUCCUUGGCUCGCUGGCUCUGGCAAUUAGCAGUAUCCAUAAAUCUGCCUAUCGAGUAUUUUUGAGGCUACCUGGUGUACGCAGUCAAGUUGCCAAACAAAUCGCCGUGACGCGCCGCGACCUUGAGAACAAGCUCGCACCCACCGGCCCUGGAACCACAAGAUAUUUACAAUUACCAAAAGAGCCAUGGACACCAGAUCAGUUGCGCAGCGAGUUGAAGUCGAUGACCGAGAUGGAGAGGACAAGAUGGGAGGAGGGCAAGGUCUCCGGUGCCGUCUAUCAUGGCGAGAGUGGCUUGUUGGAUCUACAGUCCGAAGCUAUGCGACUUUUCAGUGUUGCUAAUCCAAUCCACGCCGAUGUCUUCCCGGCAGUCAGGAAGAUGGAGGCUGAAGUUGUUGCAAUGGUAUUGGCUCUGUUCAAUGCGCCUGCUUCAGGUGCUGGGGCCACCACUAGCGGUGGUACAGAAUCCAUUCUCAUGGCUGUCUUGUCCGCGAGACAAAAGGCUCGCACAGAGAGAAGAGUUACCAACCCCGAAAUCAUCCUACCCGCGACAGUUCAUGCGGCUUUUAACAAGGCAGCAAGUUACUUUGGGAUCAAGGUCCAUCAAGUCGCCUGUCCCGCACCAGACUAUGUGGUCGAUAUCAACAGGGUGAGGAGGUUGAUCAAUCCCAACACCAUCAUGCUGGUCGGAUCUGCGCCAAACUAUCCCCACGGAAUUGUCGACAACAUUCCUGCAUUGUCAAAACUGGCUGUUUCGUACAAAAUCCCCUUACACGUUGACUGCUGCCUCGGAUCAUUCUUGAUGCCAUGUUUGUCCAAAGCCGGAUUUCCUUCUCCUUGGGCCGAUGAAGGAGGAUUCGAUUUUCGACAGCCAGGUGUUACUUCAAUCAGUGUCGACACUCACAAGUAUGGCUUUGCGCCCAAAGGCAACUCGUGUAUUCUUUAUCGAAACCGACAGUAUCGAGAAUAUCAAUAUUUCCUCGCGCCCGACUGGUCCGGUGGGGUCUAUGGCUCUCCGUCAAUAGCCGGGUCCCGACCUGGUGCCUUGAUCGCUGGGUGCUGGGCCAGCAUGAUGUCUCUGGGUGAGAAGGGUUACAUCGAGGCAACCCACAAGAUUGUGUCGACGAGAAUCACUAUCCAGAAUGCUAUCAAGGAACACCCUAUUCUCAAGGAAACGUUGACUAUCAUUGGUAAUCCGUUGGUCAGCGUGGUGGCCUUUACGUCGGCCGAUUCAGCCAUCUCGGUCUAUGAUAUUGCUGAUGCCAUGUCCAAGAAACAUUGGCAUCUCAAUUCUUUGCAAAACCCACCUGGUGUACACGUGGCAGUGACACUACCGAUGACUCAGCCCGGAGCGGUGGACACAUUGAUCGAUGACCUUGUAUCAGUGGUCAAAGAGGAGAAGGAAAAGGCCGUGCAGCGAGUACAGGCUGGCGGACCGAUCGAAAAGGGCAAAGGAAACUCUGCACAGCUCUAUGGCGUAGCUGGCAGUUUACCUGACAAGAGUAUUGUGCAACAGAUUCUCGUGGCAUACCUGGAUACUUUGUACAAAGCUUGAAUUUGGCACAAGAAUAAGAAACCAGGAGAAGCCAUUCGUUGUUGUUGCCUUGGAUUUUCGAGCGGUGGAGUCGCAAUCUAUGGAGAAGGGUCAAAUAUCAUCCACACACUUUAGCAUUGAACCAACUAUCUCGUGAGUAGUGAUACCUCUAGUACCUCUACUCUUAUUCUCUAUCAAAAUCUCUCGCCUUGGACCCAG